Molecule: messenger RNA, 1068 nt
Organism: Prorocentrum cordatum
Lineage: Eukaryota; Dinophyceae; Prorocentrales; Prorocentraceae
Source: the annotation of a GenBank genome assembly
AUGCAGCAGCUGGUGGUCCACAUCGGCGCCUGCUUCCUCUCGGAGCAGCUCGGAUUCCAGCUUGGCAAAUUCUGCAAGGGCUUACACGCGGCUUUUCCGACAGUGCGCAUUGUUGUGUGCGCAGAUGGCCGAAUCUGGUGCCCGUGGCCGCGAGGUGAAGCUCAUCAACCCUCGGUCCUCAUGGAGCGGGCUCGCAACCGCAAGACCAUCGAGGACGCCAAGAAGGAGAAGGACGAGAAGAAGCAGUUCGAGAACUACCUCCAGCAGGAAUUGGAGCAGCUGGCUUCGUGGAAGGAGCUGCAGACCAAGAUCGAGGAGAUGGACAUCCGCAACCUGAGCGGGAUCUCCAUGGAGGCGGAGGACCCGCUGGCGACGCCGGCACCGUUGAAGGUGCACCAGCAGUCGGCGGACUGCGGGGAGAAGAACUGCGAGGAGGGGAAGUACCACAAGACAGGCCCCAAGCGCAAGUACUCAAAAGAGGAGACGCUGGAUGAGGUGGACGGCAGGAACAUGACGGAGGUGGACAAGCCCAAGAAGCGGACCCCGUGGGUGCCAUCGCCGCAGUUUCGGUACAACACGAAGCACUACGUGAAGAUCUGGAGGUGCAAGUGCGCAGCGGCGAACUUCGGUUUCCGCAAGGAGUGCUACUGGUGCGGGAUGACACCACCCCCAGAGACCGUCGCGUUGCAGCGCAAGCAGCUGGAGGAGAUGGUCAGCUGUCCGUGGGACUCGGAGGACUAUCCGACGGACAUGAAGGACAUGGUUGCGACAGGGGACGGCACGAUGGUUUCCGACAUCGUGUCUGACACGGCCGUCUCUGGCGACAUCGAGGUGUACCACAUCGGCGAGGCGGUCCGCACGGACAUCGACAAGGUCGGUCACUUCAGCUCCGAGUCCCAGUCUGCGAGCUUGAUGUCUCUGGCCCCGCCAAUGUCGCAGCAGCAAUUCGAGAAGAUGGCGUCGAACAUCAUCGCACUCGUCGACACGGACAGCUCAGAAGCAAUGCGGCAGAUGAAGGCGCUGGCGGCGAUGUGUGACUCCCCUCUCGCGGAGUCCCUCGGCACCUAA